GCCCGGUUUGACGUAUACCAGUGAGAUAAUAAGAAUGGUAUAACUUUCCGGCAACCUCGGCGGCAAUGCCGAUCCUCCGAUCACUAUUUGUGCUGUUUCUGCUACAUCAAGCUGCUGUGGUCACUUCUCGGGGAUCAAAAGGCAGCGGUUCAUGGCAGACCUUGAGUGGAAAUGCACCUUUAGUUGUUGCAAGGGGUGGUUUCUCAGGGAUAUUUCCUGAUUCCAGUUAUGAGGCCUACAAUAUGGCACUGAUGACUAGUUUAGCAGAUGUGAUCUUAUGGUGCGAUGUACAAUUGACGAAGGAUGAAGCUGGGAUCUGCUUUCCAACCCUCAAUCUAGAGAACUCUUCUGACAUUUCAAGAGUUUUCAAAAAUACAAACGUCUAUCUUGUGAACGGGGUACCUGUGCGAGGAUCGUUUUCUGUAGAUUAUACUGUUAACCAGUUAUCCAAUGUCUUCUGUAAGUUAAGAUUUUGUUAACUAGUACUAGUCUUAACUGCUUGAAUAUUAUAGAUUCGUCCAUUAACCUAUAAAGAGUGUGAGAUAUUUCAGUCUUAAUAUGUCACAUAUGCUGUCUCGUCUUUUUCUUAAAUGUACCUUUAUUCUUAAAUGUUCUUCUUUAUCUUUUCUUUUCUUUUUUAUUUUUUGGUUUAGUUCAAUUAUUCUUUGAACUUAGACUGAUGGUUGGUUGCCAUAUUUAUUACUUAUUUUCAAAUUUAUUCUGAUGUGUGAAGCUAUUGUAAGUUUUUGAACUGCCAUUUAGGAGAAAGAAUCGAUUGUGAAAGUACAAUUUAGUUUCGAAGGCAUCUGUCUCAAUAAGGCAUUGAAGCCCAGAUGUUCGUCUACAACAACAACAACAAAUCAGCCUUUUCCCAACUAAAUUGGGUCAGCUACAUGGAUCCCCCCC
Messenger RNA from Macadamia integrifolia, 906 nucleotides. RefSeq names its product glycerophosphodiester phosphodiesterase GDPDL3-like. Bases 66 to 479 code for a protein of 137 amino acids. Gene Ontology annotation, molecular function: glycerophosphodiester phosphodiesterase activity. Gene Ontology annotation, biological process: lipid metabolic process. The record is from RefSeq and is a predicted model, not a curated record. The transcript is spliced from 2 exons. NCBI's taxonomy places the organism in Eukaryota, Viridiplantae, Streptophyta, Magnoliopsida, Proteales, Proteaceae.